AUGCCGCCGAUCUCCCACUAUGUCACGCGAUCCGUGUGGAGUGCUCUGCUGCCGCGUGAUGCAGCCCCUGGCCCCGCUCCCUGCGGAACGGUCAGCACUUUCCUGAGAUCUCUGCAUCCCCUCCCUCAGCCAGCCACAUCCCUCCAUACAUCCCUCCCUCAAACUCCGGUCACCCCUCUCCGUAGGUCCCGCACACCCGCGUCUCACACACCGGUCCCAACUCUCCAGUGUCGAAGCACCUCUCCAAGCAGUCCGCCUCAUCUGGUCCUCGCUCCCAGGAAUCCUCCUCUGACUGGUCGCCUGCUCGGCUCUGGCGUCCCACUCCCCCGAGCCAACGCUCAGCCGGCUCCCGCUCCGUCGGCGGUCCCCUCUCUCGGCUUCCCCCUUCCCUCCGGCGCUCCACACCUCCCCCCUCCUACCACUUUCUCGUACUCGUCCGUCUCCCCCAUAAUCUCUCCUAAACCAGUCGCGCCCAUCCGGCCGACUAGCACCCUCCAUCCCCCCUCAGUCACUCUCCUCCCCGCCCCCCACCCGCCUCCCCUCUCAACACUCCAUCUCAAACCAUACAUCCACCUCAUCCUCUCCCCUCAACGAUCCUCUCUCCCAUCCCUCAUCCCCAACCCGCAGUAUCCCUCCCCCCGGCCGUCAACGAAACCUCCCCUCCCAUCACUCCUAGAUCAACUCCGCCCUUCGCCCCUCACCAUGCUCUUUGCCUCCCUCCCCUCCGAAAGACAAUCUCCCUCCCCUCUCCCUCAUAGCGCCCGCUCCGCCCACCCCCAACUCAAUCACGUCGACUCACCCUCAUCACUCACUUCCAUCUCCACCCCUCCCACAAGCAUAAACCCAAUCAUCACAUACCUCGCCCAACUCCCUCCCUUGAACAAAUCCGCCCCACCGCACUCCACUUCCGCCUCCUCCUCCGCCAAUCCCAUCAUAUCUCCCUCCGCCGUCCAUCCUACUCCAUCACUCCCUCUGCCACUCCCUCUCUCCCUCUCCGCUCCCCCAAUUCAACUCUCACCUCUCGCCCACAUCCUCAUUCCUCGAACGAACCAUCCCUCUCACCCGCAUCACUCACUCUCCUCUCUCCCAAUCCCUCCCCAAAAAUCCCAAUCCGCCAGCUUCCCCUGCCCACAACCGCACUCCCGGGAGUCCCUUGAUCUCAGCCUCUCAAUUCUUCUCAAACCCUUCUCGUCCACACAGGCUUAUCUAUCCUUCAUAGCCAGGGUCGCGCCCCUCCCACAACACAUCACUCUCUCAUUCCUCUCACAGUUCGACGAUCUCUCCCUCCCCUCUACCCCCACCAACUGGGUCUCUCGGGUCCCGCAUGUUCGUCCUCCUUUUCCUCCCCCGUCACUGUCCACUCCUCUCCAGUCCCUCGUAUCGGACUCCGUCCGAGCACUCCCUCCGCGAAUCCGCGCCCCUGGCGUCCCAUAUCCCUUUCAGCCCCGCCUCUCAAGCCCUCUCCACCGUAUACAGACCACACUCCGGCCUAUCUCCCCUGUCUCUCCCCACUCCGCUGUCCCUAUCCAAAAUUCUCUAACGUCCCCCCCGCCAAGCCAAUUACUUCACCAGCCCCAUCAAGUUCAAAUCCGGAUCCACUCCUACAUCCCAUUUCCCCUCGCUUCUCCACACCUACCAUCCCCGAUACAUUCUCAUUCCCUCCUCACCAUCCGGCUCGAUAACUCCCGCAACGGUCCUCAACAAAUUCACCCUGACCCCAACUCUUCUCAGAGUCCUCCUCCCCCCUGCUCCCAAAGCUUCCUACAAUCCCCACCACACUCCGUUCCCCUCCCUCGCCCCCUGAUAUCUAGUCUCCUCAUGUUCCUCCCUCUCACAAUCCACUACGUACAUCUCGCUCCCCCCGCGUCUCCUCACGCCGUCAUCUCCCCCCUCUCCCCCUCGCGACGCUCCUCUCUAACCACCCGCGCUCCUUCCCAGUGCCCCUUCAACACUAUCCCCAGUCCCUCCCGCUCAUCAAACCCGAAACGGGACCUCCCGCCCAGCGAACACGCCCCCCCCGCACCGAAAAGUCCGUCACUCCACCUCACCACGCUCCUCUAUCGACCAAAACUCCUAAAACACCCGAGACUCCAACUUACCAGCAUCCUCUCUCCCAAUCUCGGAAUCGAGUCAACUCAGAUCCAUCCCGCAUCUGUAGUCCUAUGGGGGGGGGGUGGGGGGGGGGGGGGGGGGGGGGGGGGGGGUGCGGCUUCAGCUCCCCCGCCUCCUCUCAACAACUCUCCUCCCAACCUCCACGAAUCCCCUCUCGUCUCGUCAUCACAUCCCUCUCGUCAUCUUCCCCCGGCUCCAAGCACGCGGAUCCAUCUCACUCGUCGAGUCCUCCGCCCGACCUCCAUCGUCUCCUCAUCCAUCUAUGAUCCCUCUCGUUCCGGCAUCCCCACUCUCACCCGGCGGGACGAAAAACCUCCAAAAUCCCCUCUCAGCCCACUCCCACCCGCCGACCUCAUCUCCUCCUCCACGUCCCCGACGACUAUAUCCGCUCUCCUAUACUCCCCUCCCAUCUCCAGACCCCGAACGUCCCUAGUACUCGAACAGCUCCCACCCUCCGCCCCGUCCGUAGACGACGUCCCUCACUCCAUCCUUGAUCCGUCGCCAGUUGUCGAACCCUUCGCAAGUCUCCCUCCUCGACUCCUCCCUUCCCUAUCCCCCCAUCCCCCCUCCGAUCCGAGCCAAGCCUCUGAUCCUCACCCAUCCUCCCUUCCCGCCCCCAAUAACUCCCUAGCCGCUCACAACCCUCACACAAAUCCUUAUUCUUCCGGCGGAUCGUGCCUCGCUGUCAUCUACGACCUCACUCAAACCAACGCACUGGCGUCUCCCCGUCGCUUUUGA
Knipowitschia caucasica is the source of this 2850-nucleotide messenger RNA. The record is from the annotation of a GenBank genome assembly. NCBI's taxonomy places the organism in Eukaryota, Metazoa, Chordata, Actinopteri, Gobiiformes, Gobiidae.